This is a messenger RNA of Malassezia sympodialis ATCC 42132, 1173 nucleotides long. Its product is annotated as pepsin-like aspartic protease. Gene Ontology annotation, molecular function: aspartic-type endopeptidase activity. Gene Ontology annotation, biological process: proteolysis. NCBI's taxonomy places the organism in Eukaryota, Fungi, Basidiomycota, Malasseziomycetes, Malasseziales, Malasseziaceae. The record is from RefSeq and is a predicted model, not a curated record.
AUGCUCUUGCACCUCAAGGUCGUCGUCGGGCUUGUGACCGCUACACUGGCUGCUGCUGAGUCUGCGGGGAACUUUUCGAUACCACUGACUCGUCGACAAGACCCCGCCCAGAUUGGCGAAGAUCAGAUCACAACUUUUUCCGGCGAUUUUAGCCAUGCUGUUAUCAAGUACUCGACGGCCUUAGAGAACUACUUCCGAAACACGGGUAAGCAACAUCCCCUACAAGCGCUUCAGCUUUCGAAGCGCGGUUCAGAAGGCUCUGUGGGUCUUCGCAAUGUGGACAAUGGCCUGUUAUGGACAGGACAGGUCCAGUUUGGUUUCCCUCCCCAGAGUGUAUACGUGGACUUUGACACCGGCUCGGCUGACAUGCUGGUGAACCAUGGCGCCUACAACCCCGGUCUAUCCAUCUCGUCUCAUAAUACCAAGAAAUCUUUUUCCAGCACAUACUCAGAUGGCAGGAAGGCCAAUGGAACCAUUUACACGGACGACUUUUCUAUUGGUGGCAUCAAAGGCAAGCAUGUGGCUGUUGGUCUUUCCAAGAAGGAAUUUAUUGCCAGCAGGGAGUCUCCGAACAAGGGCAUCAGUGGUCUUUCGAUGCCUUCAAUUCAGACGUUCCCUUCUUCAUACAAGCCAUUUUUCCAGACUCUUCGUGAGCAGGGCGCUGUUUCUCAGGGUAUUUUCCAGUUCACGAUCAAGACUGGCAGUGGAUCGUCAUUGCACCUGGGUGGUAUCGAUUCAUCCAAGUACACUGGAAGCAUCACAUGGGUGGACUUUGAUCCUUCGGAUGGCUUUUACGUGGCCUCCGCCUCUAUCAAUGGAAAGGAUAUUCGCACUAUCAUCGAUUCGGGGACGUCCCUUAUUAUUGGCCCCCCGAAUGAGGUCAAGGAAGUGCUGAAGUCUAUCGACGGCGUCACUAUAUCGGACCAAAAUGGCCAAGUUAUGGCCACCUUCCCGUGCAAAGAGAACCCGAAGGUGAACAUCAAGUAUGGCAGCAAGACCUUCCCUCUGGCUAACACGCACCUUAAGCAGAAUAGCACCACUUGUGUCCUGCCAAUUAUGGGUCGAAGUGGCCUUCCCAUGAAGGCUUGGAUCAUGGGUGAUCCAUUUUUCCAGUCUGCCACAGUGAUCUUUGAUCAGGACAAACACCGCCUUGGUUUUGCCAAGCAGGCAUAA